AUGGUCCAUAACAAUAACUCCCCUCGGUCCACGUCCGCUCCAGCAACGGCUGCUUCGGUUGACUCCACUCGACCACGCCUCAGUAAGGAGGAAGUUUCGAAGAAGUUCGCCUCUCUCUACGUCCAAAUUAGAAGAACUGGCGUGUUUGUGGAACAACGGUCCAGUGCUACCUCAAUCAAAAUAUGAACUUGCGUAUACUUUGAAAGUGAGAAACCAUACGGAGUUCCCUCUACCAGCGCAAGAACUCAUACACUCAAAUGUGUGGCCCGCUGCUGACAAUGAUACACAUAAAGAUCGGCUCGAAUUGCAUAAUUCCCUUACUAAAGUCGGUAAUUUGAUAGAGGACUUCAACGCUGUGUUGGUAGCAGAGCAUAAUCAAGAAUUGGUAUCCAUGGUGUUCCGUGAAUCAGGAAUGGGACAAGUGAUGGCAGAUUGGAUAACAUUCUAUGGAGUUUUGACCGGAUCUCAAGGGAGGAACAAGGAUAAGAAUGUGUGA
Messenger RNA from Sclerotinia trifoliorum, 496 nucleotides. The record is from the annotation of a GenBank genome assembly. Lineage: Eukaryota; Fungi; Ascomycota; Leotiomycetes; Helotiales; Sclerotiniaceae.